This is a messenger RNA of Phyllopteryx taeniolatus (common seadragon), 1439 nucleotides long. RefSeq names its product oocyte zinc finger protein XlCOF6.1-like. The record is from RefSeq and is a predicted model, not a curated record. Gene Ontology annotation, cellular component: nucleus. Bases 88 to 1383 code for a protein of 431 amino acids. NCBI's taxonomy places the organism in Eukaryota, Metazoa, Chordata, Actinopteri, Syngnathiformes, Syngnathidae. The transcript is spliced from 2 exons.
UUAACCAAUCACGCCUCCGUUUGCGCUUCCGAAAUCACUUCCUGCAUUUCUCGUUUCCGCUUAAGCUAGUUUAGCAUAGCUUGCAAAAUGUGGGCAAAACGUGUGAAAGACGAAGACGAGGAUUUCAGGAGGCGUCAAGAUGUGUUGCACAAAGCAGAUGUCAGUGAAGAAUAUCUUCGUCCUGAGCAGCAGGGGCCAGAGUACGCACACAUGAAAGAGGAAGAGGAGUUGGGACGCCCCAAAAUUAAAGAGGAGGAGGAGCCAGAGCACCCCCGCAUGAAAGAGGAAGAUGAGCUGGAGAUGACCGACGUUAAAAAUGAAGAGCAGCAAGUUGAUAUCACCAACUUUCCAUUGACUGUCAUUGUGAAGAGUGAAGAUGACGGCGAAGGAUACGGUGAUGGAGACCACCGUGGAGCAUCACAAGCGAGCAGCCUCUCAGCGCCGCUGUCGGAAAGUGAUGACGUCACAUCAAGCUCUCCUAACACCGAUGAUGAACACUCUAAAGGUGCUACAGCAUGUCACACUGACAACAAAGCUGUGAAAUGUUCUCAGUGUGACAAAAUGUUUGACAACGAGUCCUCCUUGAAAAGACACGCAAGCACACACACUGCAGAAAAACCCUUUGCUUGCUCAGUUUGUGGUAAACGAUUUUUCGCUAAGAGACAUUUAAUAGCACACACGCGAACACACACUGGAGAAAAACCCUUUUCCUGCUCUGUUUGUGGUAAAAAUUUCGCUCAGAACGGACAUUUAACAGUACACAAAAGAACACAUACAGGGGAGAAAACUUUUGUAUGCUCAGUUUGUGGUAAAAGGUUCACUCAGAAAGGACAUUUAAUUGCACACACAAAAACACACACCAGGGAGAAAACGUUUGCCUGCUCAGUGUGUGGUAAAACAUUCACUCGGAAAGUGCAUUUAAACAAUCACAUAAGGAGUCAUACAGGAGAAAAAGAUUUCAGCUGCUCGGAUUGCGGUAAAAGAGUCACUCAUAAGGAUCGUUUGAACUCACACAUGAUAACGCACAGUGGGGAGAAACCUUUUGCCUGUUCAGUUUGCGACAAAAGAUUCUCAAGAAAUUGGGAUUUAAGAACACACACAAGAAUACACACUGGUGAGAAACCGUUUGCCUGCUCAGACUGCACCUUAACUUUCAGUGAUCCUUCAGGAUUGGUUCAACACAGGACAACACACACUGGGGAGAAAAAGUUUGCGUGCUCCAUUUGUGGCAAAAGAUUCUCUCAUAGAGGCACGUUGAGAACACACACGCGAACACACACUGGUGAGAAACCAUUCAGUUGCAGUGUGUGUGAUAAACAAUUCCCCCAUAAGUAUCAAGUUAAGAAACAUAAGUGUACCAGUGAGAUAAGCAUCGGUAAAUGAAAGUUUUUUUUUUGUUGUUUUUUUUAAAUUGUCAAAAAAAAGUGUGACUCUUCUUG